Messenger RNA from Peromyscus leucopus (white-footed mouse), 5678 nucleotides. RefSeq names its product ring finger protein 43 (gene Rnf43). The transcript has 9 exons. Lineage: Eukaryota; Metazoa; Chordata; Mammalia; Rodentia; Cricetidae. Gene Ontology annotation, molecular function: ubiquitin protein ligase activity; frizzled binding. Bases 1987 to 4344 code for a protein of 785 amino acids. Gene Ontology annotation, biological process: Wnt receptor catabolic process; ubiquitin-dependent protein catabolic process. The record is from RefSeq and is a predicted model, not a curated record.
GUGAUUGCUGUCCCAGGGGAGGGAGUCAGAGCUAGAACACCAAUUACCAACCACAGGCUUCCUGCUGUAGGGAGCUGAUCCAGAAUUGUCGUUCUGGAAAGGAAGCACUGAAUCCUUCCUUCUUCUGAACUUCCCAAGUCCAUCCAUGAUUCAGAGAUACCGCCUUCUCCCUCUGGGAUUUUCUGUGUUUCUGGUAGUGAAUUGUUGUAUUUACUACUUUGUCUUUCAAGAGCUGAUCAUUUAAUAUUCUUUACCGAGGCGGGGGGGACUUUUGUUAGAUUUCAGAGAUGAUUUUGGAUCUUCUUGAAGCAUUUCCAGAGUUCUUGAGGACAGUAGCUUUCGUCCUGGAAUAAGUUUCUACCUUUGAUCUGCGUGGAUUGCUUUUUCGGGCUUCCGAGUUUCUCGGCACCUACCUGUAGUGCGGGCGGGCACUUGGUCUGACUGCAGAGCGGAGGUGGAAGAGAGCCGCUCUGGGUUAAGCAGCUCAGAUCUUUUCAAAGCAGGAUUUAUAAAAGCGUAAUUGAAUUUGUUUCACCCCCGUGGAUUCCAGUGGGCCCGACAGCGCAACAGGUUUGCAGAUUUCUUUUGAAAUUCUUUUUUUUGUUUUCUCCCUCCCUCUGUCUUAGCAAAAGUAAGGAAUCUGUAUAGCAGGUUCACGCUCAGUUGCUUGGCUUUUUGGCACUUCUGAAGACUUUGUAGGAUUUUUUAAACUUGGCCUCAGAAUGCAGCAGGCUUUGUGGGUGAAGUGCAUGUAUAGUUACUUAAGCGUGCGCAUUUUAAAAUCUGAUGUUUAUACAAGAAUCUGAAGUUUCAUAGGAGCCUAGAAAUACCCCGAUCUCCUCUACUCUGCUUUAUUUUCCCCUUUCCCCUCUCCCCCGCCCCCCAGGGUGCUUAACUUAGAGCCUGUGACUAGCCACCCCCCCUCCUAUCUUUUAUCCCCCACCCCCUCAAGGAAUUUGAAAACGUGUUAGGAAUAGUCCUUUGUUUUUCUUCUGAAUCCUGAAGAUUACAGAUUCUAAGGUCUGGAUAUUAGUCUCCACAGCAUGUUGAGGAAAGUCAGAGUGCUUGAUAUUCUCAAACUGGAGAAUAAAAUCUGGAAUCCCUAAGCAGGAAAGGAAAGUGGAAACAGAAAUAUGAAUUUUAACUGGGAACAUACCUGGAAAGUUAACCUCAACAAGUAUCUCAAUAUGGAAGUUGAGAGAGAUUUUGGUAUUCAGAUUUAUUCUGUCCUAUGUCAAAGAUAUAUGAAUUUGUGCCAAAUUUUACAGGCACUUUUGGCGGAACACAAAAAAAUAUAUUGAAGUUCUUAAAAAGUAUAUAAAUUCAGUAGGCCUAGAACUCUGGGCUAGGCUGAAAUCCAAUCUAGCAUGGACAUUUUAAUGAAUUCAUGCUGUAGCAGCCUUAGACAUCCCUCCAGGUGUGGCCUGAUUAAUUUCCACUCUUCUCCUAUUAAGAAGAAAACCCUCUCGUGGUCUUUCGUCAUUUAAAAUUGACACUUUUUCUGGCUUAAAAGGGGCCAUCUCUUCAUGUUCUGAGCCGGAGCUCUUCACUGGCACCUGUGAUGCCCUGCCUUGGCUGUCCCCUGGGUUUCUGUUCACCAACAUUGGGUUUAGUGCCUCAGAAAGCCGAUACAUAUGGAAGACCAUCAGCAAGUGAUCUGACAACCAAUUCAUGCUGGAUCUAAAGCACCUUUGGAAAGUUCAGCGGGCAGUGGUGGUGUUUCUGUAUCCGGAGACAAUGGGAGACAGUGAUAUACCGGCCCCAGAAGUGGGCUGAAGAAUACCCUCUUUUCCUCUCCCAGUCCGGAAUGCUACCUGUGCUUGGGACUACACUGUAGAAAAAGGAAGGACCAGGAUUCUGACUCGGCUUUCUGAAACUGAAGCGCAUCUUUCCCCCUCCAUUUCCCGGAUCUGAGAAGCUGCCUUUGGGAUUAGCUGGUGGCAGCAGUAUGCAUGGCCGAGGAGGAGCAUUGAUGCAGCUGGUAGCAUGAGUGGUGGCCAGCAGCUGCAGCUGGCUGCCCUCUGGCCCUGGCUGCUGAUGGCUACCCUGCAUGCAGGCUUUGGACGCCCAGGACUGGUGUUGGCGGCAGCAGUGGAGUCUGAAAGAUCAGCAGAACAGAGAGCUAUUAUCAGAGUGAUCCCCUUGAAAAUGGACCCCACAGGAAAACUGAAUCUCACUUUGGAAGGUGUGUUUGCUGGUGUUGCAGAAGUAACUCCAGCAGAGGGGAAAUUAAUGCAGUCCCACCCCCUGUACCUGUGCAACGCCAGUGACGACGACAACUUGGAGCCUGGGUUCAUCAGCAUCGUCAAGCUGGAGAGUCCUCGGCGGGCUCCGCGCCCCUGCCUGUCACUGGCCAGUAAGGCCCGAAUGGCUGGCGAGCGAGGAGCCAGUGCCGUGCUAUUCGACAUCACCGAGGAUCGAUCAGCUGCUGAGCAGCUGCAGCAGCCCCUGGGGCUGACCUGGCCAGUGGUGCUGAUCUGGGGUAAUGAUGCCGAGAAGCUGAUGGAGUUUGUGUACAAGAAUCGGAAGGCCCACGUGAGGAUUGAGCUGAAGGAGCCCCCGGCCUGGCCAGAUUAUGACGUGUGGAUCCUCCUGACUGUGGUGGGCACCAUCUUUGUUAUCAUCUUGGCUUCAGUGCUGCGCAUCCGAUGUCGGCCCCACCAUAGCAGACCGGACCCUCUUCGGCAACGGACAGCCUGGGCCAUCAGCCAGCUGGCCACCAGGCGGUACCAAGCCAGCUGUCGGCGGGCUCGAGCAGAGUGUCCAGACUCAGGGAGUACCUGCAGCUCGGCCCCUGUGUGUGCCAUCUGCCUGGAGGAGUUCUCAGAGGGGCAGGAGCUCCGGGUCAUCUCUUGCCACCAUGAGUUCCAUCGCGCCUGUGUGGACCCCUGGUUGCACCAGCAUCGGACUUGCCCCCUCUGCAUGUUCAACAUCGUAGAGGGAGAUUCAUUUUCCCAGGCCCUGGGGGCCUCUCCAUCUUACCAGGAACCAGGCAGGAGACUCCACCUCAUUCGCCAGCAUCCUGGCCACGCCCACUAUCAUCUCCCCUCUGCCUACCUGUUGGGCCCUCCCAGGAAUUCCGUGGCCCGGCCCCCAAGACCUAGACCCUUCCCACCCUCCCAGGAGCCGAGUAUGGGCUCUCGGCAUCAGCGUCUCCCCAGGGCUGCACAUCUCCGGACACCAGCAGAACAGCGGCACCUGGCAGUGUCUCAGCACCCCUAUGCGCGGGGCUGGGGGCUGAGCCGCCUCCGAUGCACCUCUCAGCACCCCGAGGCUUGCCCAGUGGCCGUACGCCGGGCCAGGCCUCCCGACAGCAGCGGGUCUGGAGAAAGCUACUGUACGGAACGCAGCGGCUACCUGGCAGAUGGGCCAGCCAGUGACUCCAGCUCGGGGCCCUGUCAUGGCUCCUCCAGUGACUCGGUGGUCAACUGCACAGACAUCAGCCUGCAGGGGAUCCACGGCAGCAGCUCGACCUUCCGCAGCUCCCUGAGCAGUGACUUUGACCCCUUGGUGUACUGCAGCCCUGAAGGGGAUCUCAGCGGGAAAGGAAUGCGGCAGCCUAGUGUGACCUCUCGACCCCGGUCCCUGGACUCAGUGGUGCCCACAGGGGAGACUCGGGUUUCCAGCCACGUCCACUAUCAUCACCACCGCCACCACCACUAUAAAAAGCGGUUCCAGUGGCAUGGCAGGAAGCCUGGCCCAGAAACUGGGGUCCCUCGGUCCAGGCCUACUGCUUCUCAGACUCAGCUCCAGCUGGAGCCAUCCUUCUCGGACCAGAAGUUCACCACACCCAACCCAGCAGCUCCUUCAAUGCCCCCCAACACACAACGGCCCAGGUCCCUGACAGAGCUAGCUCCUGGCCUAGCAGAAGCUGCCAGCCCCAGCCCCAACUCCAACCCCAACAGUCUUUCGAACUUGCAGAAAUCCAGCCUCCCUGUCCGACACCCACAAAGAAAACGGCGGGGCGGCCCCUCAGAACCCUUGCCAACCUCUCGGCCCCAGGACUUGAGUGUGCACCCAGCUUGCCAGAUUUCCCCCCACUACAGCCCCAGCCUGGCAUCCCCUUGGCCUCCAGAGGCUCACCCAUUGAUCUUCAGGCCUCCAGGCCAGGCCAGGAGACUGCUACACGAAGCCCCAGGCCCCUGUUACUCGAGUUCACAGCCGGUGUGGUUGUAUCUGCCCCCCCGCCAGCCUCUGGGACCAUGCUCUCCUGGAGAGGGGCAUUCCGAGUGGAGUUCUGACAUGCCGGAGGGCAGACCCUGCCCUUAUCCAUACUGCCAGGUGCUGCCAGCCCAGCCUGGCUCGGAGGAGGAGCUUGAGGAACUGUGUGAACAGGCUGUGUGAUGUGAGACAUGCUCCAACCAACAGUAUGCUCCAGAUGACUCAGGGUUCCACCCGGCACAGGGUUCCGCUCCUGGGAGAAGCAAGGGCAUUAGCAAGCAUCUCUUUUUGCCACACUUCCCAGGACCACUGGAAGAAGAGUGGUGAUGGUGGGUGGCGGGGAGGUGCUGUUUCCUGCCCCCAGUUCUCAGUCUUGGCUGCGGAACACACCUACUGUGCAGAAAGUCUUGUGUCCAGCCAGACCUCCAGCCACUAUGCAGUUGUGAGGUGGGUCCCUAAAGGCUGAGUUCUUCAAAGGAAGUAAGGGUGAAUGUCUAGGUGUCCUCAAGGUGCUGCUCUUUCCCCAAGCCUAGAUGGGUCCCCCGCUGGGUCUCCUUUGCCCCGGGCAUCAGCUGCACACACACACCAGUGAGUUCACCUGAGUGCAUGGCCACUUCUUGUCUCCUUUCAAGGCUUCACAGGGGCAACUUUAGCUCUGUGUUUUCCUUCUUCACAAAAGAACAAGGAGGUUAGGUGAGCCCCCGUCCCCGGGGAGGUCUCUGCGCCCUCUCUAGCUGGUGCCUGCCUCGGUGGUGCUCAGGGAGGAAAGGUUCUUCCUCCCUGCUCUUAAACUGAUCUUCAGUUGCAGGCUUCAGGAGCCAGGGUGUAGACUUCGGUCCCAGAGGCGAGGACAAACCUGGGAUGAAUCUUUUGAUUAUCAAACUCCUUGUCACUCCAGCGACUCCAGUUCCCCUGAGGUAGAGACCAGGAACAGAGAGUAACUCCUCCUCGAGGCUCGCCUGUCUCUAAAUCCCAAAGCAGACAGAAAGGAAGCCCCAGCAAACAUCUGGGCAGAGGGAGGAUGAGAUGAAGGCAGAGAGAACAAGAUUACAGCUGAGCAAGGACAGACUUCUUCUCAGAGAGGUUCUCAGAGCCAAGCUGGGGAAGAAUAACAUGUGACCUCAUGGGUUUGCAGGGUCCAGAGGCCCACCUUCCCAGUCUAAGCCAUACAAACCCACAGCCCAACAGAAGGUGUGCACAUGGAAUUGGAGCCAAAAGUUGGCCUGGGCAGCUUGUACCAAGUGGGCAAGGGCUGAGGGGCCUCCUGUAGCUCUCCAUCCCAGGGCAUCCCGACCAUGGUUAGCCCCUCAGGCAUUAUCCUUGCCUGGAAUGUGAAUGUGGGGGCAAAAUGGACACCGGAUCCUACUAGGGAACCUUUUCUCCUCAAAGUCAGUGAGGAGACUGGCACCCAGGCACCCACAUGGGUAUUUAUAUCUGAACCAGACAGAAAGAUGCUUGAAUCAGGCACUAUGUUGAGAAAUGUAUUUAUUUGCUAAUAUAUUUAUCCAUAAAUAUGA